UAUUUACCUGGAAAUCUAAAACGAAACCGAUUCACGGUCGUUCAAGAAACCUUUUUCCUCACAUGAUUAUUACACAGUUUGUUUUUGUCAUGAUAUAUCUUUGAUGGUAUAAGGACAAUGUCCAGACCAAGCAGCUCUAGACCAUGUUCAGCAAGAACUAAUACUGGCAAUCUUUUCCCAUCUCUACAAGGGUUUGUUUUCACAGAAAAGCUUGGUAGUGGAACCUACGCCACUGUUUACAAAGCGUAUAAGAAGACUGGAGGCAGAGAUGUUGUUGCUAUUAAAUGUGUUCUGAAGAGUAGCUUGAACAAAGCUUCAACAGAAAAUUUACUCAGAGAAAUUGAACUACUUAAGAAAUUAAAGCAUCAAAAUAUUGUGGAAUUGUAUGAUUUUCAGUGGGAUGAAAAAUACAUAUUUCUUAUCAUGGAGUUUUGCAGUGGCGGUGAUUUAUCCAGAUUCAUCAGGACAAAGAGAACUUUACCGGAAAGAGUUGUUAAGAAAUUUUUGAAACAGCUUGUAAGUGCUAUGUUAUAUUUACGAGAACACAAUGUUGCUCACAUGGAUUUAAAACCGCAAAAUGUGUUAUUGACUUCUUCUUCAAAUCCAACCGUUAAAAUUGCUGAUUUUGGCUUUGCUAAACAUAUGUUUGAUGGAGAUAAAGAAAGUGUUAUGAAAGGAUCACCAUUAUACAUGGCCCCUGAGAUUAUUUGUCAGAAAACAUAUGAUGCACGAGUUGAUCUCUGGUCUAUAGGAGUGAUUUUGUAUGAAUGUUUAUUUGGUAGAGCACCAUUUGCUUCAAAAUCAUUCCAAGAACUUGGGGCAAAGAUUUGGAAUGACAAACCUGUUGAGUUGCCAUAUGGUGUAAGUGUAAGUGAAGAUUGUGGAGAUGUUAUAACUAGACUGUUACAAAGGGAUCCAGAUAAACGCAUAACAUAUGAAGAGCUAGCCAAACAUUCAUUUAUUGAUAUAGAACAUUCACCUUCAUCGUCAAGUCUUCAAAAAGCAGUUUCUGUUGUUAAAGAAGCUGUCACUGAAGAUACUAAGGGAAAUUAUAGCAAUGCAAUAAAACUUUACUGUGAAUCCCUUGAAUAUUUUAUGCCAGCAAUACAUUAUGAAAAGUGUGAGAACAAGAAAGAGGCACUUAGAAAAAAAGUAAAGGAAUAUAUGAAUAGAGCAGAAGAACUUAAAAAGAUGAUAAGACCCAAAAAAGAUUCUGAAAUGAAAAGAAGUGUUUCAUCUGAUCCUAUGGAAGAGCUUUUGGAUUUAUCAAAAGAUGACGAAGAGCUUCAAGCCGCACUUAAAGUUAUAAAAGCUGCAGAAAUUGAGGAAUCAAAUGAAGAAUAUGAAAAAGCAUUUACACAUUAUGAACUUGGUUUAAAAACUGUUAUCACAUUUUUGAAGGAGGACUCUAAUAGUAGGAGAAAAAAAUUACUAUCAAAACAAGCUCAAGUAUGGAUGUCUGAAGCUGAAAAUAUAAAAUCCUUUUUAGAUGUUAGUCACUUAAAUACAAACGACACAUCAGGUCAGGAAGAGAUGGAAGAGAAUGAACACUUACAAACUGGUACCUGCAAUUUACAGUGAAUCUUUUAAGAAAGGGAAUGCAGAAUUUACAUAUAUGUUUUCCAAUCAAAUAUUUGUACAUGGUUAUAAGAAUAAGGGAGCAUCCAAUUGAUUUUAAUUGGUCAAAAGAGGUGAUUUCAUGAUCAGUUUCAAGGGUUUGUCUAUGCCUUUUUGAAACUUCAAUGAGUUUACCUGGUUGAAGAGCCUUACUCACAUUUUUCAUAUAUGGAAAGUCAUUUGAUCAUAUGUUUUCAAUGUUUCCUGAACAUACCUAAUUCCCUUAACUGUCAUUUGAUAUUCAAAUGGUGUCACUUUACUACUGAUGAACUAACAGUGUUGCCAGAGGUGGAUUUGGAGGGUUUAAGGCCCCCCUCCCCCCAUUUCCUGUGGAAAAUGAUUGAUUAUAUAGGGAAUUACUGAAUCAUUGCUGUUCCCUUUGUUACAAAAUUUUGUUAAAAUUCAUGUUUAUAGUUUAAUAAUUUGCAUAUAAGUUAUUUAUUUAAAUUAUAGCAAUCAGUCUGUGAUUCCAAGAGUGCCAUUUUUGUUUGUAUUUUAGCAAGUGCUUUUCAAGUAAGGUUACCGUAGAUAUUAAUGUGAUCAGGUUAAAAAAAUAAAAGAUUUCUGUAUGCACAACGUACAUGUCAUGCAUGUGUUGCUUGAAUAAUCAUCAAAAGGUGCACUCAUGAUCAAAACCUUAUGGCCCAAAAAUAUAACACAUUUGAAAGCAUGAAAAGUAACAGGAUGUGAAUAGAUCUAGAACUUCCAAUAGUGUCUGAGGUAUAGACUUUGCCUACAAGCCAGACUGUGAGACAUUGUAAUGUUAUCAUGGUUAUAGCCUUACUUUUAGAAUAGAAUUUGUAUAGAUCUAGAACAUUCAAAAUGUUCAAAUACAAAAAUUUAUCCUGAUUAUUUCAAAACUAUUGGGAAGAUUUCAAUGAAUUUUGGGAAUAUUAACUUGGAACUUGUGUAUCAAAGUUAAACCAGAAUAUUUUCGUGUUAUAAAAUACUUCAGGAUAUUUCAGUGUUAUCAUGAUCAGAAUGUGAAACAUUGACAUAUUAACCUUAUCUUUGCAUAACUUUUUUUUCUAACUGGCAGUCAAGAUGGUGCUAAUUAGUAGUCUCAUUAUAGGUGUAUAUGAAGAAUGUAAAUCAGUACAUAAAUCUGAUUUUUGUGAUAAGCACCUGUCAACAUCCUUUUGUAAAGUCAUAUAAAAUAUUUUAUUAGCUUACAUAUAAUCAGGUACUGCAGAUAAUUAGCAUCAUUAGUUGUUAAUGUGUCUUUUUUAUGAAAAAGGAAGCUACAUGCCUAUGUUUGUUACUAUAUAUGAGAUUUUGUUCUUGGAUUACAAUUAUUUACUGUUUAAGUACUGUAUGAUAAAUGUUCAAAGUUCAUAGUGUUAUAUAAAAAAAAACUUUGGUUGCAUAGUUUUACUUUGGGUCAUUUUGUUGGUUGGUACAAAACCUUUGAUCAUGACAACUUUUCAGAAUCACAUGAAUUUAUUUAAUGAUUGAAUGAUUUAUAUAUUUUUUCUGGAAUGCUUUUGAAAACUUGUGUGGCAAGCUUGGAUGCAACAUACUGCAUGUAGAUGCUUUGAGAAAUUUUGCCUUAUUUGUGUAUUUUUAUCAUUUUGCUUGAAAUUUCUGCAUUGUGAUAAAAAAGUAUCCAAUUUGGGUAAUUUCAUUUUUUUUUUGCUGUAAGUGCCUCCUUUGAUUAUUUCAUUAUCAUACAUGCAAUUCUUUAAUUUAUAAUUUUCAAUAAUUAUUUAUUUUAUUCCUACACCUUAAAAUUUAUCCUGUUUACAUUUUGUAUAUACAAGUCGAUCCUUGUUACAAGUUGUACUUGCUUGUAUUUAGUCACAGCAUGUACACAUGAUGUACAUUUAUAUCUUGUUUUUAUUUUACAAAACAAACUGCAUAGCAUAAUAUCUCAUGCUUUAUCAUUCAAUUUUUCAGAGCUAAAAAAGAAAAUGAUUUAUGUGUGUGCCUGUAAUUAAGUCUGCGUGAAGAUUAUUAUGUUCCUGUAUUUGUGAACUUGUACUUGAGUUUCAUUUGAAUAAUGUUGUUAUUUUAUGCACUACAUAUAGUGUGCUGUUAUAUUAAAAGUAAAAUUUUUUGUAUUGUAUGAAUCUUGAUAAAUGCCUAUUAAAAUAUCAUAUACUGAAAUUAAGGUAACUGAACUCUGGUGAAGUGUUUUUCAAGAAAAACAGAAAUUUAUGGUUAUUGCUCUUAAAUAAAGAUUUUUACGUACCCUUUUUUGCAUUUUAGGCAAAAAGUAUAGAGAUAGAGUUAA
Molecule: messenger RNA, 3850 nt
Organism: Mytilus trossulus (common blue mussel)
Lineage: Eukaryota; Metazoa; Mollusca; Bivalvia; Mytilida; Mytilidae
Product: serine/threonine-protein kinase ULK3-like
Exons: 2
Coding region: 118-1581 (487 amino acids)
Biological process (GO): autophagy of mitochondrion; piecemeal microautophagy of the nucleus; peptidyl-serine phosphorylation
Cellular component (GO): cytoplasm; autophagosome; phagophore assembly site membrane
Molecular function (GO): protein serine/threonine kinase activity; ATP binding
Source: RefSeq, a predicted model, not a curated record